UCUCUUCUGCAGAGGACAGUGGGGUCGUUUCCUGUACUUCGAUUUCGUCUGCGUCCAUCUUGAACUAUAAGACGCUGACCUUAGACUUAGGCAGAACAAACUGACGAAUUCGUUCCGCAGAUUUCUUGUGGUACUGUCUUGUUUCCAGUUAUAUCAUCUUUCCCCUUUUGGCAUCAUGAGCCACCAGCAAUCAGGAUCAACUACGAGUCCACGUACGCCCCGUGCAAGUAGUGACAAUGCUCCUUCUCCUGUUGCCAGUGUUGGUAGACAUGGCGUCCAUGCUCAACAGCGCCCCCUAUCUACUACAGGAGAAUCUGCACAGUCACACCACUUUGACACCCCAGGUGACCAUGAAGGUUUUAUCAAGGUGGAACCACUUUACGGUGACGAACCUGAAGGAGACGAGGGCCAGGGUGAAGAGGUCUCACACUCAAGUUCCCUCUCAGAGAGUGUUGCCCCCAAGAAGCAAAGGCUGAGGGCCAAGAAGACUAGCUACUCCCUUGACGCUGACAUAGAGGGUGACUUGAUAGAAUGGAUUAAGGAGAACCCCAUCCUCUGGAACAGUAAGCUCAUGCUGUUCAAGCGUAGGGACAUGAAGGAAGCACUCUGGGCUGAGAAGGGCCUAGAGCUUGAGAAGACAGGGGACUACCUCAUGGGAUGGUGGCGGUCCAUCAAGGACAACUUCACCCGGCUGGACAAGAAGAUGAGCGGUGCCGGGGAUGAGGCCAGGGGGUUGACGGAGAGAGAGGAGUGGAUCCUCGACACCUGUGCCUUCCUCAGGCCACUUGUCCGCCACCGGUUACAGCGUAGAGUUCGAGGAGACCUUGCUUGGCGGGUUAGUGAUGGUACCGCGGCACAGGCUGAUGCAGCAGCUGCCCACUCCGGGCCGGCAGACAAGGAUUCCAAAGUUGCCUCCCCUUCCACUCCGAGAUCUGCCACCAAGAAGCGCAAGCAGAGGGACAUCCUGCUUAAGUCAGGUGGAGAGUCGGAGCAGUCAGCUACACCAGUCAUCCACAGCAGGAGAACCACCUUUGCUAACUUUGUGAGGGACUCGCUACUCACCAUGUCCAAGCCCAAGUACAAGGUGGCCAAGACUGCCAUCUGGGACAUAUUCGGCAAGCUGGACAUGUUUGAUGACUCAUCUUCUUCCGAUGAUGAGGACGAAGAACCUGUUGCUCUUGCUCCUCCUCUGUUGAGAUGAACAUGCCUGCACUAGCAGCAAUCAGUCGGGACAUUAAGUUGGAUUUUGUUGGCGAUACUCACAGGCAGUGAGCCUAAGUAGUAAUAAGAGUAGAUUAUUUUUUGUGAAAACGCCAGAUUUACAGGAAUUGUACAUGCGUUUUUUUAUAUCCGGACAUGCAUCGUUUUCUCCCAUGAUGAUGAAGAACCUGUUGCUAUUGCUCCUCCUCUGAUGAGAUGAACAUGCACUAGCAGCAAUCAGUCAGGACAAGUAGGAUUUUUUUUGGCAAUACAGGGAGCGAGUAAACACAUUCUUUUAUUUCCAGGCAUA
This is a messenger RNA of Branchiostoma floridae (Florida lancelet), 1510 nucleotides long. RefSeq lists its product as uncharacterized. Gene Ontology annotation, cellular component: nucleus; transcription regulator complex. Gene Ontology annotation, biological process: regulation of transcription by RNA polymerase II. The record is from RefSeq and is a predicted model, not a curated record. The transcript is spliced from 3 exons. The coding region runs from base 176 to 1201 and encodes 341 amino acids. NCBI's taxonomy places the organism in Eukaryota, Metazoa, Chordata, Leptocardii, Amphioxiformes, Branchiostomatidae.